This is a messenger RNA of Eurytemora carolleeae, 3285 nucleotides long. RefSeq names its product E3 ubiquitin-protein ligase Mdm2. Lineage: Eukaryota; Metazoa; Arthropoda; Copepoda; Calanoida; Temoridae. The coding region runs from base 443 to 2533 and encodes 696 amino acids. The transcript has 19 exons. The record is from RefSeq and is a predicted model, not a curated record.
UGUCCGUCUAGUCCGUCCGCUGCCGCCAGUAAAUCCACGAAAUCCACCGCACUAUCAUUCAAAUUCUAAAACUUGCUGCUAUAAACUCCCGAUUCAGAAAGUUCAAAUAUUAAGUUCUCUGAACAGAUCUGAAAAUGUGAACCACCCUAUAAACGCCAAUCCGAAUGCAGCUCCGAUAUUCUAGUUUAUUCUAGCACGAAGCGGGUUUCAUUCAAUCCUGGAGUCAGAUUUUAGAGUGUGUGUUACUGUUAACAAUAAGAAUGGCGACUUUUUCUAGGAUACAGACUUCGAAUUUUUGUGGUAGUAUGGUUUCUCUGAACUUGGAAGACUCUUAUAAUCCUAUGUAUUUCGUUGAGGUUUUUUGUCAACAACGACGACGACGAACGACGAAUUGAGCAAAUCUUUUAUUCGUUCAAUUUAUCCUAAAUUAUAAAUUUUCAUAAUGGGACUUGAUAACUCGGAUACUUGCACGGAAGCAGACCGUCCAAAAAUAGACCGCCAUAGACGUUUAUCGGACCAAACGAAGUCAAUAAAUAGUGAACAUGUUUCGUCAACUAAAAGUACCGAAGAAGUCCAUCAACCCAAUCAACCUAGUCAACUUAUCUCACAACCAACUCAACUUAGUCAGCCUCUCCCCCAACCCACUCAACCUAGUCAGACCCUUACUCCAGCCCAGAGCCAGGAUGAGAACAAGAGGAUGCUCUACUCCAAGUACAGGUUCAAGCAGGGAUCCAAGCUGUUACAAUAUAUAAUGGAGCAUACAACCAGACAUCAGGAAUUAUAUACACUUGCUGAGAUCCUGCUCGAGCUCAAAGAACUGAUCAAGUCAAGACGAAUGUUUGAUGAAUGGAAUCCCUCUGUUAUAAUGUGCUGCCCUCUUCUGGAGGAGGCCCUCAACAUGAAGGCGCUCCACGUCACAGAGAUCAGGGAGCUGAUAAUGCGUCAGCUGAUUCUAGUCGAAGAAAGAUCUGAUCCGGGAGAAAAUGGCGCCGUUUUCCCUCCGGUCCAGGUUCCCACUCCCCCACCUACCAUGGAAGUUCGAGUCCCAAACACAAAGCAUCGAAGUCGAUUAACAAUGACUGAUCCUCGAUCUAAAACAGUUACUCAACAACCCCCUCCUCCCUCCAGACAAGUUGAGAUUGUGCCCCCUCCUAAUGCCCGACCUCAACCCAGUCCUGAAGUUUGGGAAGAUUCUACAUCAAGGUUUUGGCUGAAAGAAAAAUUUUACUCUGUUCUGAAAACUUUGGAAGAUUUUGAUGAAACCAAAAAAUCCUUCACAUAUUCUGAGGUAACUGCGUAUGUCUCGAAGUAUAUUUUAAGCCGGAAAUCUCAACUGUUUGAUGCUCGAAACAUAAAGCUAGCCAUCGUUCAAAAUGAUCCUCUCGGAGAAGCAUUUAAAGUUCACGCUUUCCAUCGAACUCAAGUCACAACUCUGAUACGUAGUCAGCUGACUUAUGUUGAUCCUAAGAAGUUUCCGGAAGAAUAUGGGAAUUCUCGUGAUAGUGGAAUUACUCUCUCUGGAUUUCCAGCUCUUAACAGGGCAGCCUCAUCACCUGCUGAAUUGAUUGCGAAUUAUUGCAACCAGCUAAAGAGAUCUUCACCUGAUGAGGUUUCUAGCCCAGCUAAACAGGCAAAAAUUGAAAGUGAUACAGCUGAUACAGGGUCUGAAGUAGAAUCAGGGGAUGAUAAUUUUGAUGUGGAAUACGAGAUUGAAACAGGAGACGAGGAGACCAGACCUCUCCAGGAUGAUAACAGUAAGUAUAGUAGUGGAGAGGAUUCUGAUAUCAACACCAGCUUUGUUGCCCACAAGGUUGAGGUGAAUGAUGGGGAUAUGGAUUGUUGGGCGGACAACGAGGAGAUGUAUAAGAAUGAUGAGAACGAGGAGGAGAAGGAGGACAAGAGCAAAGCUAAAUUCAAAUCAGAAAUUAAUAAGUGUGCAAGGUGUAUUGGACCUUCCAUGUUCAACCUAAGGUACUGCAGCACUUGCUGGUUAGAGCUGAAAACCUGGAAAGCUGACCGGCCAAAAAACAUGAAGUCCAACCGUGCGCGCAAUGUUGCUCGAUCCCAGCGUAUCAUGGAAAAAGAUGACACAGACAGUGCGUAUGUGGAGUCAGGCUGUAGUUCACAGACCGAUAGUACAUCAGUCGAUUCUGCAUGUAGUUCCCAGACAGAAUGUAUAACUGUUGAGUCUGGAUGUAAUUCCCAAGAGAUGGAGGUUGUAAGUAAGGUGAAGGAUGGGUUGGAGAAGACGUUUUCAAAAAACUUGUUGGAUUCCAGGGAAACCGGGAGUGUAGUCUUGGUGGAGGAAUGCAACCUUGCUACAGACCGAUUGAAAGCCCAGUUAAAGGAUGGAGCAGUAUCCAACCUAUGUCUGCUGUGCUAUGUGAGACCAAAGAAUGCUGGACUCAUUCAUGGACGGAUUUGUCACCAGAUUUGCUGUUACCCCUGUGCAAAGAUUCUAUGGAAGAAGCAGGCCGGGUGUCCACUGUGCAGGAGGAAAAUAGAAAAGUAUACAAAAGUAAUUCUGGGUUAGAUUCUCGGAUCAAAUAUAAAAAGAAGAAAAAGGAAAAUACGGAAUCAUCGAAGAUUAUCAGACACUGUAAUGGUGAAAAAUUAAAAUCUGAAAGUCGUAAAGACGUCUUCUACAGGUUUGAUCUGUGUGAUAAUAGUUUGAAAUUAAGACUAAAAAGUAUAUUUAACAACAGUGAAAAUUAUUCUGAUUGUGAGAAGCUUUUUAAUUUCAACUCAACAUAUGGUAGAGUUCAUAUUUUUCAGCAGAAUUUAGAGAUUCCUUUAAAUUAUCAAAACUGGAGUGAUAAGGGUAAGUAUUUUUAUCGCUUGAAAAAAAUUUACUUUUUAAACUUCUUUUUGAUAAUGCCAAUGGUACCUCCAGGUUGGCUUGGAGUUGUUGGGUUCAAAUCCCUAAUAUCAUUAGCUUUGAAAAUGAAAAUUAAAAUAUUUUUGUCGGAUCUUCCUUAAAUUUUAUAUUCGCCUACGGACACUUAAUUGUUUAAUGAACUGUACGUGACUUGAGGCCUUGGCAACUUUCCGAUAACAGAUGUUGAUUUUUUUGCCCAACAUAAACUAAAAUACCAUCAAUGAAAUACGGUCUGAAAUAGAUUUUUAAAGUUGUAAAAAUGUACGGUUUUCAUCGUUAAUGGCAAGUUGCCCAGGCCUACAUUUGAAGCUUAAGUUAGAUUUUAAAUAUAAAACUGUGUUGUGACAACAACAAGUGUAAUCAAUGUAAGUUCUUUUUAUCUAUUCCUGUUUGUCAAUGUAUUUGCU